AUGACAUGCACCCUAAGCGAAUGCGCCGAUCCCACAGCAAAUUCCCAUUCGAUUCAAUCUGCGAACCUCCCCUCCGUCGACAUCACCACCAGCACUUCCCGCAGCACCCCGUCGCUCGCAAUAAUGGCUGCCAUCAACAAGAUCGCCCCCAACUCGCCGUCCCGGCAGCACCCCUCCGAGCUGGAGACCGCGAUCGCCGGCGCUCUCUACGACCUCGAGAGCAACACACAGGACCUGAAGGCCAGCCUUCGUCCCCUGCAGUUCGUCUCUGCCCGCGAGGUUGAGGUCGGCCACGGCAAGAAGGCCAUCAUUGUCUUCGUCCCCGUUCCCCUCCUGGCCAACUUCCACAAGAUCCAGCAGCGUCUUACCCGUGAGCUCGAGAAGAAGUUCUCCGACCGCCACGUCCUCUUCGUUGCUCAGCGCCGCAUUCUGCCCCGCCCCAAGCGCUCCGUCAACUCGCGCACCACCCAGACCCAGAAGCGUCCCCGCUCCCGCACUCUGACUGCUGUCCACGACGCCAUUCUCUCCGACCUCGUCUACCCCGUCGAGAUUGUCGGCAAGCGCACCCGCACCAAGGAGGACGGCUCCAAGACCCUCAAGGUCAUCCUCGACGAGAAGGAGCGUGGUGGUGUCGACCACCGCCUCGAUGCCUACGGCGAGGUCUACCGCCGCCUCACCGGCCGCUCCGUUGCCUUCGAGUUCCCCCAGAGCGGCGCUGAGUUCUAAAUGCAC
Molecule: messenger RNA, 732 nt
Organism: Penicillium coprophilum
Lineage: Eukaryota; Fungi; Ascomycota; Eurotiomycetes; Eurotiales; Aspergillaceae
Product: 40S ribosomal eS7 domain-containing protein
Exons: 4
Coding region: 1-726 (241 amino acids)
Biological process (GO): ribosomal small subunit biogenesis; translation; rRNA processing
Cellular component (GO): 90S preribosome; cytosolic small ribosomal subunit; ribosome
Molecular function (GO): structural constituent of ribosome
Source: RefSeq, a predicted model, not a curated record